Zychaea mexicana is the source of this 453-nucleotide messenger RNA. RefSeq lists its product as uncharacterized. The transcript has 2 exons. The record is from RefSeq and is a predicted model, not a curated record. Lineage: Eukaryota; Fungi; Mucoromycota; Mucoromycetes; Mucorales; Lichtheimiaceae. Bases 109 to 453 code for a protein of 114 amino acids.
GAGGAAGUACAAUAAACAUGUUGCUGCGCAUUACCCCAAUGAUACUUAGCAACCUCAGUAAAAGAAGUGUAUACAGUUAUUAAAGUAACCAGAUAUUGUGCGACGACAAUGACAAUCAUUGUGUCUUGUUCCUCCUCCUCGUCGUUGUUACUGUCGUCCUCGCUGCUGUGUCAUGUUGCCCGCAAAGCUGAUGACUAUCACCCUCUGUUGUUCUCUUUGGGGCAAGCGGUCUUUGUACAAAGACAGUACAUGUAUAGUUCUCGCUUUUGGGUCGAAUCGCUCGAUUUGCAAGCCUGCCGACGUAAAAUCAUUGUUGCAAGUGUUCGACUUGAACCAACGGACAAAGGCAAAGCUACAGGCGGCGAUUUCUUUGUCAUUGAUUCGCACUGUAUGAUGAAAGAAGUAUGCGAGCUGGCCAACCGUGAACAACGUCGAGUCCCCGUAGGGGCUUGA